UAAGGCCUCUAUUUUUGGCCCCACUCUCUUCUUAUUCUAAAUAAAAGUUCAAAUUCAGCUGACAAGGCUCUUAGAAUGGCUAAGACAUAUACAACAAGGAAAUUUGGCAACAAGACAAGCAUAUCCACUAUUCAUUGUUAUAAUGAAUUCAAGAAACAACAAUAUGAGAUGCUACAUUCUUUCCUUACAAACAAUUCUAUUGCUAGCCUCAACCCCUUUUGGUCUAUGUGACAGUGUCAAGAAACCACAUGGUUUAGUGUUACACAAUCAUUUACUAUUACAGCUAACUGAAGCAAAAACCCCAGUAAACAAUCCACCAUACUGCAUAUACCCUCCUCCUCCUCCUUUAGGUUCUGUGACAUCUCCAAGUACACAAACUCCACCCUAUUAUGCACCUAAACCACCAGCGAUUAUCCCACCACCGAUGACUCAUCCAUCGGCACCAAUACCGCCUUAUAAGAAACCAGAGAAUGCUGUUUGGUGUGUAGCAAAGCCAACAGUACCAGAAGUCUUACUUCAGCAGGCAAUGGACUAUGCAUGUGGUUCUGGGGCUGGUUGUGAGGCCAUAGAACAAAAUGGGGUGUGCUUUCAGCCAAAUACUGUACUUUCUCAUGCUUCUUACGCUUUUAAUAGCUACUGGCAAAAGACUAAACAAGCUGGAGGAACUUGUGAAUUUGGAGGCGUCGCCAUGCUUGUUACCGUUGAUCCAAGUUACAACGAGUGCCAUUUCAUCUAUGUCUAAUCAUGGAAGAAGACACUGAAGCAUGAGGAGCUGCGGGUACAACAAAAUAUGUGUGAUAUUUGCAAAGUUAUUUUCUACUACAAAUGAUAAAUAUGAUUAUGUAAGAUACAUUUUUUUUAGGGCAGUCACAUCAUAUAGAGCAUACAUUUACUUAGAACUGUGACUUUUGCCAUGGCCACGGGAAAAGGUAAGGUAUAAAACUAGAGGGAAAAUAUGUAAAGACUAUUAAAGUUUCUUCAAUGACAUUUUUAUUUUUUUAUGUAAUUGGAAAAUACCAUUUAACAUGUUUUGAAAAGAGUUUAAUUCUACUAUGGAUGUUACCAUUUAUAAUUCACAAAGUCUUUCUAAUUCUUCUUGUAGUUAAUCUGCAUGUUUUCUGCACUUGCAGAAAGUAAGUACAAAUCUCCAAGAGGAUAGAGGUUAUUCUAUUGUUACACAACAAUCACUUGAAGGCUUCCAAAUUGUUCUUAAAGUUCCACAGCUUAUGCUUAAACACGCGAUUAUAGGAACCCCUUUUAAUCACAUCAGCUCAUCGAUGAACAAGACUGACGGACUUUCUAAGAAGAGAUCACGCAAAGCAAAUCUAAUUGCACUUUGGAUCUGCAGAACAAUUUGAAGUAUAAAACCUUGGAAAUAGGAGUUAUGGAUCAACAUCCCGUAUAAUCCUUCCUCAUAAGGAAAUAUCACUUUUUUAUAAGCCAAUUCCCGCCCUCCAGGGUAGGGGUAAGGCUGCGUACAUCUCACCCUCCCCAGACCCCACUUGUUGGAAUUCACCGGGUUUGUUGUUGUUGUUGUUGUUGUUGUUUUAU
Molecule: messenger RNA, 1551 nt
Organism: Nicotiana tabacum (common tobacco)
Lineage: Eukaryota; Viridiplantae; Streptophyta; Magnoliopsida; Solanales; Solanaceae
Product: glucan endo-1,3-beta-D-glucosidase
Source: RefSeq, a predicted model, not a curated record